This is a messenger RNA of Paraphaeosphaeria sporulosa, 678 nucleotides long. RefSeq lists its product as uncharacterized. The transcript is spliced from 2 exons. The annotation marks the transcript as partial. NCBI's taxonomy places the organism in Eukaryota, Fungi, Ascomycota, Dothideomycetes, Pleosporales, Didymosphaeriaceae. The record is from RefSeq and is a predicted model, not a curated record.
AUGUCUCUCCGCACACUAUGUGCGCUGCCGCUUCUCCUCCCGGGCGCACUCGCCCACAUGCAGAUGCAAGAGCCCUCGCCCCUCCGCGACCCGCACUCAAACCGCACCGCAGAGCCAAAAGACUAUAACAUCCUCACCCCGCUCCACCCUGACGGCAGCGACUUCGCUUGCAAAGGAUACCAAUGGAACACCCCGCUCACUGCGGUGGCUCAGUAUCAAGCCGGCAGAACGUACCCGCUCCGGCUUAUGGGCGGCGCCACGCACGGCGGUGGCAGCUGCCAGAUCAGCUUGUCAUGCGACUACACACAUUUCAAUGUGAUCAAAAGCAUGGAAGGGAAUUGUCCGAUCAACAAGGAGUACGAGUUCACGAUUCCAGACGAUGUGCCAACAGCAGAAAAGUGUCUACUAGCAUGGACGUGGUUUAACAAAAUCGGUAAUAGAGAAAUGUAUAUGAACUGUGCAGUUGUCGACCUCAUCGGCGCUGGUAGCUCCUCAUCCUCCCGCCAGCGCGCCUCCACGAAAGUCUCCAGCGGGGCAGUAGCGCAGGCCGCUCUAUCACGAUACCCAGACCUAUACGUCGCGAAUCUGAAAGGCGUGAACGAUUGCGUGACGAAAGAGACGGUUGAUGUGGUGUUCGACAAUCCCGGAUCAGACGUCAUAUAUGGCGACGGGCUCAGC